UGUGAGCGGAACACUUUGACUGUUGCACACCAACAAGUCGGAGACGCAUGCUUUCCUUGCAUACAAGCGAAAAUUCGUGUUUCGGCGCAGGCCUUUGAUGAUUAAGCUUUUAUUUGUGUUUUGCCCAUUUAAACCAAUAAUUGCAAUUCCAUCAUGAAACUGCUUACACACAACAUGUUAACAUCGCAUGUGAAGGGAGUAACCAAAGGAUACCCACUUCUAAUCAAAGCAACAGAGGUUAAGGUGAACGAGGUGGAGUUUAACCCACAGUUUGUCAGUCGGAUGAUCCCCAAGCUUGAGUGGAGUGCCUUAAUACAGGCAGCGGAUGGGCUGGGCCACCUUCAGGAUCUUCCGGGUACAGUUGUCCCCGAAUUUGAGAAUAAUGAUGACUUUCUGCGCAAAGUUCACAGAGUUUUGUUAGAGGUGGAGGUAAUUGAGGGGUGUCUCCAGUGCCCAGAAUCAGGAAGAGAGUUUCCCAUCUCAAGAGGAGUUCCUAACAUGCUGUUAAAUGACGAUGAAUCCUAACAUUUUUUAGAAGUUAUCCUCUGAUAGGCUAUAUAAAUUAUGUUGAAAAUUCUCCUUCAUCCCACCUAAACAUCUGACGUUCAAACUCCAUAGGGGAUUGUUUUUCUUUCUGUGAUUUUGGUUUAUUUAUGUGUUUUUAUUGAAAUUCAUAUGUUCUAAAAAUAAUAAAAUGGUUGAAUGCC
Molecule: messenger RNA, 707 nt
Organism: Alosa sapidissima (American shad)
Lineage: Eukaryota; Metazoa; Chordata; Actinopteri; Clupeiformes; Clupeidae
Gene: trmt112
Product: tRNA methyltransferase activator subunit 11-2
Exons: 4
Coding region: 154-525 (123 amino acids)
Biological process (GO): tRNA methylation; rRNA (guanine-N7)-methylation; peptidyl-glutamine methylation
Molecular function (GO): protein heterodimerization activity
Source: RefSeq, a predicted model, not a curated record